Mytilinidion resinicola is the source of this 156-nucleotide messenger RNA. RefSeq lists its product as uncharacterized. NCBI's taxonomy places the organism in Eukaryota, Fungi, Ascomycota, Dothideomycetes, Mytilinidiales, Mytilinidiaceae. The record is from RefSeq and is a predicted model, not a curated record. The coding region runs from base 1 to 156 and encodes 51 amino acids. The transcript has 2 exons.
AUGUGUGAUUAUACCCAAGUCCAUUACAAGUGCUCCCACCUCCGCUACACGGUUCGAGCGUGGUGCACAAAGUAUCAGGAAACGCACAAACGAUGUCCAGCCAAUAUUGUUGCAAUAGAAUACCGGCUUGACGAGAACUGCGGUGCGUUAAUAUAG